Aspergillus vadensis CBS 113365 is the source of this 4966-nucleotide messenger RNA. Its product is annotated as CORVET complex membrane-binding subunit VPS8. The record is from RefSeq and is a predicted model, not a curated record. Gene Ontology annotation, molecular function: protein binding. Gene Ontology annotation, biological process: endosomal vesicle fusion; protein targeting to vacuole. NCBI's taxonomy places the organism in Eukaryota, Fungi, Ascomycota, Eurotiomycetes, Eurotiales, Aspergillaceae. The transcript is spliced from 3 exons. Gene Ontology annotation, cellular component: HOPS complex; late endosome. Bases 167 to 4948 code for a protein of 1593 amino acids.
GUUGAUCCCGGCCAGCCUCCACUUUUAUUGCCCCGUUCGAGCUUCGUGACAUUGAUUGUUGAGACCAUCGGCGCCUCACCGUACAGCUUCCAUUCAACAUCCCCUUGCGAUCAUUGUUACCCUUAGACAAGACAGUUGGAGCGAUGGUCAUUCGAACAUCCCGCCGAUGAGCUCCAUGAUCGAGACCAGUAAUGACUGGGCACGAGAGGAUGAGCUCGACUUGGGCCAGGAAGACGAUGAACGCUCCCCGCCCGCCCACAACGGCGUCUCCGAUCAUGCCAACGCUCAGCAACCACCAGAACAUGGCUCAAUGGCUUACUUCGAGGAGGAUCUCCCCGGUGUAGCCGGCGAAAACCAUGUUUCGGGAAAACCAAGCCCUCCUGUUGACGCCGAUACCACCGACCUGCCAUCCUCGCCGCAGUCCGGGCAGCCCGGCGCUCCCGGUAGCGUGGAUGAGACCCUCUCGACGCCAGAUGAUACCCCUUCUUUGCAUGGCUCUGUUCUAUCGUCGCGAAGCAGCAGCGCGUUAGCCUUCCGCGGCUCUCCUCACCUCAGCCCCAGUCCUUCCCAUCGCCCUUUCGAUCGUCGUUUCCAGUCAAGACUCUCCUCUGCAUCGCCCGUCAGUUUCCGACCGUCAUCCCCGUUUCUAGCCCAGAUUCACUCCCGAAAAUCUUCCCUCACUAGCCAUCUAUCGCCCGGGACCGUGGACUCGGGCGCGGACACGCCUCUGGGCCCGUGGGAUGUUGUGCAAUGGACUAGAUUGAGGAAGCUCAAUGGGCAGGCAUUCUCGGAAGUUGGUAAACGGAACUUUGGACAUCCCACCUGCAUGGUCGUUUCGACGUCCAUCGUGGUUGGUACGUCCAAGGGCAUCAUCCUGGUAUUUGACUAUCAGCAGAACCUGAAGACCAUCAUUGGACUUGGGACAAAGGCAAUUGAAUGUGGUGCGAUCACGUCGUUAGCGCUGUCAGCAGACCACUCGACGGUUGCUGGAGGCCACACUUCGGGCGACAUAUUCACCUGGGAGAUCUCGCGGUCAGCACGGCCUUUCCUCCAUAUUCCCCCCAUACCUGCUAGUCAGAUCGAGACUCGAACAUCGGACGGCCAUAUCGCGGGUGCGCCGGUCAUCCAUGUGGGCUUUCUGGGAACGCGACGGACGGCACUCGUAUCUGCAGAUAAGCGAGGAAUGGCCUUCUCACACCUGGCUACUCGAGGAAUGGGCGCAAUGGGACGGACGGUAAAGACUACUCGGAUUCUGGGUCGCUAUCCUCAGGUUUUCGCGGAAGGCAGCCGACCGCGAAAGCCCAGCUCGGUCCUGGCAUUCUCGCCGCUCCCGCUCGGCAAUGUCGAGCAAUCCACCGACUCGCUAGGUUUGGUCGCCAUGCUUACACCGUAUCUCCUCGUCAUUGUUUCGACGACGCCUGUCGCACAGACACAACACAAGUCGCCCCGUCCGAAAGAAGUUACAGCUCACGGCGCUAUGACUGGGGCCCUUGCCUGGUUCCCCGCCAUCCGGCUCAAGGGCAAAGAUUCGGAGAUUUCCAAGACGAAGCUUGUAUAUUGUUGGUCCAAUGUGCUGACGGUUAUGGACGUCUCGGAGGUGGAAACCGACGAGUCGCCGAGCCGUGAUCGCCCUCCAAGCCUAUCCUUCAGACCCAGGAGCCGAUGGAAGGCCGACGAGGCGAUUGUUGCCGUGCAAUGGCUGAGCCGCUCAGUGCUGGCAGUGCUCACUAUCACACAGCAGUUGCUCAUACUGGAGGACCACACCAUGCGUGUUACGGAGGCCGUUGACCUCCUCAACCGGCACAUCUACCACGUGGAUUUGUUCUCCGCGCAGCUACAUAACUUGGUCGAGCAGUUCAAUGAAGAGGAUACAUCGAUGCAUGGAGUGGUGGCAGACGCCUUCUAUAUGAGCUUCCGCUCUUACAAGGGGCGCCUGUUUCUCUUGGGCUUCAACGAGAUGCUGAUCGGAAGUCUGUCGAACUGGGCGGAUCGGUUGUUGGCCCUCAUGGAAGCUGGUGAAUUUAUCGGUGCGAUCCAGCUGGCGACAUCGUACUAUCAAGGUAGCGCCGAGAAGCUGACCAUUGGAUUACCGGAGGAGGAUGCACUGAGGCAGCCGUUGGUUCGAGAGAAACUCCUGGAAAUGAUCUCGGCUUCGCUGAAGUAUGCCUUUGGGCGGAAUACAGAAGCUAAUAGCGGAAGACUGGGGAAUGGACAGCUUGAGAAACUAGCCGAGGUCUCCAUCGCGGCAUGCGUCUGUAUGUCCGAGGAGGACUUUCUUUGGGACGAGGUGUUUACCUGGUACGAGGAGAGUGGCUCACCGGGGAUAUUUCUGGAUGCGCUCGAACCGUAUAUCGUGGAGGGAACCGUCCGCUCUCUUCCUCCGACUGCCGUGAAGGCACUGAUUAACCACUUCGCGACGAACCACAGCGUUAGCCGACUGGAAGAGAUCAUCUGUCUGCUGGAUACCGCCACGAUGGAUAUUGACCAGACCACUUCGCUGUGUAAGCAUCAUAAUCUAUACGACGCGUUUAUCUACGUCUGGAACCGCUGCCUGGGAGACUACGUGGGCCCGUUGCAGGAGCUCUUGCAGCUCAUUCCGACACCGGAGGCGCUCGUUAAUGGGGAGUCAGUGGAUGGGCUCAAGCGGUAUACUAAUGCGAUGAAGAUGUUCCCUUAUCUUUCCUUCGUUCUUACUGGGCGUAUCUAUCCUACCGGGGCAGACAUGGAUGACGCCGAGGCGACCCGAGCCAAAGCAACCCUGUACGAUUACUUGUUCUCUGGCAAUCAGUCUGGCACCAAAGCAGGGGCUCGAGCUCAACCAGGCGGGUCGUUUCCCGAGCUCCAGGCCAUGCUGCGAUUCGACACAUCCAGUUUCAUGAGUAUGAUGAACGAGGCCUUCGAGGACAGCUUUUUGAAUGACCAAGAACCCGAUGAGACUCAUGUCCGGGGAGUGUCCAUUAACCGCCAAUAUCUUAUCAGCAUUCUGUUACAGGUUAUGACCCAGUCCUUCGAUGCAUCUGAUACCAUCUAUUUAGACAUGUUCCUUGCCCGCAACCUUCCUAAAUAUCCACAAUACAUUCUCCUCCCGGGCAGCACUCUUCACCAGGUCUUGGAACGGCUGUGCCGAUAUCCGAGCCUGGAUAUGGCCGACGAUUGCGAAUUGAGCGCCGAGUACCUGUUGUCCUUCUACCAUCCUCCCAACGUCCAGGGCAUGAUCCCGCUCUACAAGGAAGCACGCUUUUUCCGGAUUCUGAAAGCUACCUACCGCUCUGAGAAGCAGUACCCGGAGCUAGUGCGCACAUACCUUGAAGAUCCGAACGAGCAGGAGGCCAUCUUUACUUGUCUCCAUGACUGCCUUCGUCCUGGCUCAGGACUAGGUAAGAAGCAGCGACGUGAUGUUGUCGACGUGGUCAAAGAGCAUGCUGGCCAGCUGGUCGCCAUCGAUGUGGAGAAGACCGCCCAGACGAUGCAUGGGCUCGCACCGGAACUCCACGGGACCUUCCUUCAAAUCCUCAAAGACGAUACUGGUCGGCAGUACCAGUACUUGGGCGUUGUGGUGCGCAUGUCUCUGCAGUCUGUGGCGGAGGGACGACAGGGCAAGCCCGUUGAGAACUGGAUGGUUGAGCGAUAUGUGCAGCUGCUCUGCAAGUAUAACCCGUCUCGCGUUGCCGACUUUGUAGAUGAUCUACGGGUCGGAGACGUCCGGCUGGAGGAACUGCUGCCAUCCAUGGAGGAGAGUGGGGUGGUGGAUGCGGCCGUGAUAUUGCUGGCUCGACAAGGUCAAGUGCGGGCCGCGAUGGAUCGUCUCAUCACACACCUGGGGACUCUCGAGUCAGGGCUGGUAGGCAUUCUACAGAACCUGCACGAUAGCCCCGACUCGGCCAGUACGACGGAGGCGAUCGACCAUCUCGUUGAGUCCCUUGACAAGUUUACGCGAGUGGGAACCUGGCUUUGUCAGGGGCAAAGCAAGACGGCGAAGAAUUCACGUGCGGUGGAACGGAAUGGCACGGGUAAGGGUAAUCUGGAGCAACCUCUCUCCUUCGACGAAAGCCUUUGGCUCGAUCUUAUCGAGGCCGUCGUGCGGACGGCCAGCAGCGUGUUUGGCUUGGUGCAGCAAGAGCGUGCAGCCCCAGUGACUCCGGCACCCAGCCACUUAAUGUCGGCGUUUCGCGCCCUGGUGCAGCAGGUGUUCACGUCGCUGCUGUCCAGUACGGUGCGGGUUGGCGGAUCGUCAAGCAGCGAGCGGAGCGACGUGAGCUUUCUCCGCAUUCUGCGGGCGUUCCUCACGCGGGCGGCCAGCUGGUCGCCCUCCCUGUUGGAACUGCGGGCGGUACUGGCAUCAAUAUUCUCGGCCUACACGUAUGAGAAAUCCCUGUUGGCACUGGCCAACGGCAUGCUGGACCGGGACCUGUUUGUGCAUGUGGACGAGGUGACGCGGCUACGGCAGCGGGGAUGGCGACCACGCGGGCAGGUCUGUGAAAUCUGCCGGCAGCGCAUCUGGGGACCUGGAGUUGGAACCCAGUUUUGGCAGGCGUGGGAGCAGAAACAGGAAAAGACGCACGAGCAGCGUCUCCAGAAACGACUUCAUGCACAACAUGAUCCGGCGACCGCGCGGGGGAAGGGCAAGGCCGCCGAUGCAGGUCAGCCGCUCCCGCUGAUGGAUGGGCAUGCGGCCCCAGCAGAUGGUGAGGGUGUGAAUGGCGAGAACGCGACGGUGGCUACUGGGCCGGUCGUGAUCUUUUCCUGCCGGCAUCUGUACCACCGGCGAUGUCUGUUGGAGGUUGAUUCAUCGACUACUGCGCAUCCUGCGCAUCCCCAGCACCGACACCAUCAUCAGUAUCAGCAUCAACAUCGUGGAGGACUGUUUCACCGAGGAGGAUCGGAGUGGGAGGAGUUGUUGGCAUGCCCGAUGUGUCCUGUACAUAAUGAACCAGCGAUGGCAGCGUGACGACGAUGUCCUAAUAGC